GAGAUAGCAGAUACCCUAAGAAAGGAGGGGUCGUCAUAUCUUUAUCGUCGUCGUUAUCAUUGUUGUCGUCUUGAGUCUCUUCGAGAGUGCCUGGUACACUUUGUUUAAUCGGUGCUCUUGGAACUGUCGAUGUAAAUAAGAUGCCAUUACGAUAAUUCAGUGAUUCAGUGUGUUCAAGCGAUUAUACGCACUGCCAGCCUGGUGUAACAAGGACUUCCUCUCAGAGUUGAGAAAAAGUAACAAUAAGGACAAUAGAUUUAAAAAAGACCAAGAGAGAGAGAGAGAGAGGGAGAGAGAGAACUGAACGAUAUUAAAAACCCGUGUAUCUAUCUUUUAUUUUCAUAAGAAAGAAAAUUAAAAGUUCGGUUACAUCACCCGAUACUCAUUGGAUCGGUCUUCUUGAGCUUUAACGUAAAGGCAUUCUUGUAGCUUGUUAUGUGGUUGGAUUGUGUUGCAACCCAAGUGGCCUAAGAGAAUAAAUAUCCUUUAAAUAAAUAGAGUUCCAAUAUUUAUUACGUUGAAACCUGAGAGUCUAUCAGAUUCUUCGUGCAGAUUGAUAUAGAAUAGAAGGUAACGCAAAGUUAAAGAAAAUGGCGAGCUCCUCCAGGAAAAGAGUAUUGGUAGGUUGCACUGGUAGUGUGGCUACGAUCAAGUUGCCUCAGCUAGUGGAAAUGCUACGACAGAAUAAUCUGGAGGUGAGAGUAGUUGUGACGGAGAGAGCCAAACAUUUCCUGAAGGAUGCUCAGCUGCCAUCCGAUAUCCAGGUCUUAUCCGACACAGUAGAGUGGGCUGCCUGGCAAGAUCGUGGUGAUCCGGUGCUGCACAUAGAUCUGGUGAAAUGGGCGGAUGUAUUCGUGAUAGCGCCAUUGGAUGCUAACACUCUGGGCAAGAUUGCCAGUGGCAUAUGCGACAAUAUUGUUACCUGCGUGGCACGCGCAUGGGAUCCUUCAAAGCCACUCCUCUUCUGCCCAGCAAUGAACACCAGGAUGUGGGAACACCCAGUUACAAUGCCUCAAGUAUCGCUGCUCAAAUCCUGGGGCUAUAAAGAAGUGCACUGCGUAUCCAAGACGUUGAUGUGUGGUGACGUGGGCAUGGGCGCAAUGGCUGAAGUAGACACGAUUGUGCGGUUCACUCUGCGAGCCUUGAAUCCCUGGAUGGAUCAGUCGGAUUUGUGUCCCUAGCAGCGGCUGAGAUCGGCCUCCUCGUGUGAGCCUCGUCGACGACCUCGCGAGUAUCGAUGAAGCUCUGUCACGUCGAGAGCGCGAUUUUUAAAGAGAUUUCCAAAGACGCGCUAUGGUGCGAUUCGAACAUACGCUUAAUAAAAUAUACGCCAAUAUCGCUUAUCUCUAACAAAAAAUUGGGACGAGCCUAAGGCCCCAAUCUGUUGGGCCGCAUAUGGAUUAUAUAAUCAAGAGUUUACGUUUAUCAAUGAAAUAUCUAUAAUUUUUUUGUUAUAUUGUUCAUCGAGAAUUUUAUUCUUUUGCUCUUGUAGGAUGAACUAUCACAUUAUCGUGAAAUCAUUGUUAGUUAGAACCUAAGCUACGCAAAAUAGCGAAAUUUGAACGCAUCAUGGUCGUCAUAUCCUUUGCUCAACCUGAAAUAAAUCAACCGUGAGGAACAAACGAAAUAAUCAUAUUUCAUCUGUCCAGUUGGCGUAAUGCGAUGUAUAAUAAUGCUGUAAAGAGAAAGAAAAAAUUCUGUUGACAUAUCCUAAAGUUGAUCCGCUGGAAUGUACAAUGCUUUUGUUAAAUAUAUGAACAAUAUACAUAUAAA
Acromyrmex echinatior (Panamanian leafcutter ant) is the source of this 1773-nucleotide messenger RNA. RefSeq names its product phosphopantothenoylcysteine decarboxylase (gene Ppcdc). Gene Ontology annotation, biological process: coenzyme A biosynthetic process. Gene Ontology annotation, cellular component: phosphopantothenoylcysteine decarboxylase complex. The record is from RefSeq and is a predicted model, not a curated record. Gene Ontology annotation, molecular function: phosphopantothenoylcysteine decarboxylase activity; FMN binding. NCBI's taxonomy places the organism in Eukaryota, Metazoa, Arthropoda, Insecta, Hymenoptera, Formicidae.